UUCACUCACCAUUAUGUUCUUCCAUGUUUUUGAUAAAAACCUUUUUUUAUUUCUUUCUUCUCUCUGAAAUUGAACUAAAUCCUCCUCUUGUUCCCUCCUCUCUAUUCCAUUCUAUUGUGGACCAAGAGCAAGAGGCUCCUAUGCCUGCAUAUGCUCUUACAAGAACACACUCGAGAUACUCGUAGUGGUAACCUGUAUCAGAAUGUUUGCAUAAUUUCUUGUUCCAACAUAAACAAUUCUCUAUUGCAUAUACAUAAUUUUAUAGUUUGGACUUUAUCGAUAAUACAUUUAAUGUGUAUUUCCUUUAUGCGAAAUUGAUUAACGUGGGUUGGUUUCCUUUUUCUUUGUGGCUCUUUUUCUGGUGUUCGUAGUUUCGCGGUGGUUUUUGAUUGAUUAAAAUGGAACCGAGUUCAAGUGGGGAGGAACCCAUGUCGUGGGAUGAGCUAUACAAUAUCAAUUUGAUGCCAUCAGAGUUGUUCCUUAAGUUCCGUAAAGAAAUCGAAGGGUUCCGAUUUGGCGUCAAUUUAGAGUUCUAUAAUGCUCCAAUCAAUGAUUAUCAAGCAAAGCUUGUACUAAAGCCUCUGUCCCAUGAACGGAGGUGGAAGUUUAUGUAUGAGCCUAUCCAUCAAGAUGUGCGCCUUCUUUCAAAGAAGAUUCCAGUAACCAAAUUUCUAAACCUCCAGGUUGGUAUAGGUCAUAACUUUCGGAUGAGUGCAACUGGAUGGAAAUGGAAGCUUACUACAUGUUUGGGAGGAGAUGGAUUUUCUCGUAUUAGGAAUAAGACAUCAAUUGGUUUGUGUCCUGGUGUGGAUUUUCGGUUUGGAUGGAGAGCUGAUUAUGUUCUUCCUGAAAUCACUGGUGCUUUGGGUACUGGUGAAUCAUUGUUCAACAUGAACUCAGGACGGUUGCAGGCGUCGCUAGAUAGAGUUGAGGUCGUUCUGACUCAUAUAUCAUGAGAAGCAGGUGUGAACAAGUGGGAGGGAAAAAGCAGGUAAGUGUAAGUCCAGAUUUGAGUCUGCAGGCUUGCUGAUGUGUCCAGAACAUUUUCCUAUACUUGUUUGUGUCAGCCUUUCUGUUUUGCACAAUGAAUUUAUGCAGUUUAGUAUUUGAAUUUUGGGUUUCUUAUGAAAUUUCUUGUAUUUUUGUGGUACACUUCUGAAGCCAAAUCCUAGUUUUAGGUUCUCCACCUUUAGUUGAGGAUAGAUGGUAAUAGGCACACGAUAUUUGUCUUUUUCACGACACUUACCCUAGAAGUUCCUGCAGUUUAAAUUUGAAGUUUAACUAAUGUUUAUUCUUUACCUUUAUUGUGUUUUCUUUAAUUGGUAGGACACGGUAUGGGAAGGGAGAUCCAAAGUUAAUGGGAA
Carica papaya (papaya) is the source of this 1364-nucleotide messenger RNA. Lineage: Eukaryota; Viridiplantae; Streptophyta; Magnoliopsida; Brassicales; Caricaceae. The record is from RefSeq and is a predicted model, not a curated record.